Molecule: messenger RNA, 1584 nt
Organism: Penicillium expansum
Lineage: Eukaryota; Fungi; Ascomycota; Eurotiomycetes; Eurotiales; Aspergillaceae
Product: carboxylesterase/lipase family protein
Exons: 1
Coding region: 1-1584 (527 amino acids)
Source: RefSeq, a predicted model, not a curated record
AUGAAGUUUUCCAAAGACCUCGGCCGUGGGGUUGGCAUCUUUGCCAUGCUUGCCGUGGCAGAUGCAGCUCUUCAUGAUCAGACCAUCAAGAUUCCCCAGGGAAAGUUGCAGGGCGCAGCUGCCUUCAAUAGCAGCAACGCGCCAUCCACCAUAUCCAACUGGAAGGAUAUCUCCGUUUGGAAGGGCAUUCCUUUCGCAGGCACCACAGCCGGCGAACACCGCUGGAGACCACCCCAACCUGCUCCAUCCUGGAACGGAACCUACAAGGCCACCUCCUUCGGACCAAGCUGCCCCAGUCAGUCGGCUGGUGAUGGUUACAGCGAGGACUGUUUGAGCAUCAACAUCUGGAGCUCCGCCACUUCGGUCGAUGCCAAACUACCCGUCAUGUUCUGGUCAUAUGCUGCUGGUGGUGAGUCCUCCCAGUCCACCUAUGAUGGCGCUGGUAUGGCUGGUAAAGAUAUCAUCUUUGUUAGCUACAACUACCGCACCGGACCCUUGGGCUGGCUCACUUUGCCUGAGCUAGAAAAUGAAACCGGCACAACGGGAAACUACGGCCUCUUGGACCAGAUUGCAGCUCUCAAAUGGGUUCAUGAAAACAUUGCAGCGUUCGGUGGAGACCCUGAGGCAAUUACCGCGGCUGGACAAUCCUUCGGCUCAGGAGCAAGCUACCAUAUACUUAAUAGCCCUCUCUCCAAAGGCCUGAUUAAGGGAGUGAUCGCGGAAAGUGGCCUCAAGGACCCAUACGACCCGAACAUGGUGGGAUACGGCAGUGACUAUCGGAACAUGACCUGGUCGAUGGAUUUCGGAAACAUCUUUUAUGAAUCAUUGAAUGUUUCUAGCCUGGCUGAGCUGAGAGCCAUGGAUCUUUCGACUGUGUUAACCGGAACUGGAACCUCUGCCUUCACCGGCUUUGACCCUGUCCUGAACAAUCACUCUAUCCCCCACAAGUACAUCCGUAGCUUGGAGGAAGGAGCGGCAAACAAUGUGCCAAUCCUGGUUGGUAACAACAAGGACGAGGACGGCAUCGAUCUGACCACAUCUUACAACGUGACACAGUAUGAAGAGGAGAUUAUCUCGAGCUAUGGAGACUACGCCGCCCAGCUCCUAGCUCUUCACCCGGCCAACACCACCGCCACCGCGACGGAUGCCUACAAUGCCAUCUUGCGUGCCGGAUACUGCACCUCCACGUGGUCAUUCGCCAACCGAUGGAGCAAGACCUCUGACCAGCCUAUCUACUACUACCUGUGGAGCUACUAUCCCUCGAGUAGUGGUGCCACUCAUGGCUCAGAGGUUGUGUACGCUCUGGGUAACCUGUAUGCUCAGUCCUCAAGCUACAGCGCGACUGACUAUGAGGUUGCGGAGAAGAUGUCGUCCUACUGGGCUAAUUUCGUCAAGACUCAGAACCCCAACAAGGGAGGGUCGAGCAGCAAUGGGACAUUGCCGUAUUGGGGGCCCAAUGUUCCCUCGCAAAAUAGUCAGUUCGAUUUGGGCACUUCCUGGAAGAAGAUUCCCAUCACUUCUAGCAUCAAGGAGAAGGAGGUUCUGCUGAAAUAUUUCAAGUCGGCUACUCCUAGCCCGUGCUAG